Molecule: messenger RNA, 2322 nt
Organism: Acanthisitta chloris (rifleman)
Lineage: Eukaryota; Metazoa; Chordata; Aves; Passeriformes; Acanthisittidae
Product: regulator of G-protein signaling 3-like
Exons: 19
Biological process (GO): signal transduction
Cellular component (GO): plasma membrane; nucleus
Molecular function (GO): protein binding
Source: RefSeq, a predicted model, not a curated record
AUGGAGCACGGCAGUGCCUGCAGAGUGUCGCUCUGCACCCGCCGGGCUGACCCCCUGGGAGCUUCCUUCUAUCUCAACACGUUUGGCCAGCUGAAGCUGUCCAUCGAGGUGCAGGGCCGGACCCUGGUGCUGCAUGUCAUGGAAGCAAAAGGUCUGAUGGGAGCAGAGUGCCGUGCAUGUGACUCCUACGUGAAGAUGUCCAUCGUGCCAGAUGCUGACUGGAAGUGCAGGCAAAAGACAAAGACUGUGCCAGACAGCAAAAAUCCUGUCUUCCACGAGCACUUUGUUUUCCCAGUGCAAGAGGAUGAUGAGCAGAAGCAUCUCCUGGUCACAGUCUGGAACAGAGAGAGACAUUCCAGGCACAGUGAACUGAUUGGCUGCAUGAGCUUUGGAGUGAAGUCCCUCCUGACCCUGGACAAGGAGAUCAGCGGCUGGUACUACCUCCUCGGGGAAGACCUGGGCAGGACCAAGCACCUGAAGGUGGCCAUGAGGAGGCUGAAGCAGAGCACAGACCCCCUCACACAGAUGCCUUGAGGACAGGAGUGUGACUCUGGUGUCUCCCUGCAGAUCACAAUCCCUCGAGGGGCUGAUGGGUUUGGUUUCACAAUCUGCUGUGACUCCCCAGUCCGUGUGCAGGCAGUGGACUCUGGUGGCCCAGCAGAGAAGGCAGGUCUGCAGCAACUGGACACGGUGCUGCAGCUGAAUGAGCAGCCCGUGGAGCACUGGAAAUGUGUAGAGCUGGCACACGAAAUCCGGAACUGUCCCACCGAGAUCAUCCUCCUGGUGUGGAGGUUGGUCCCGCAGGUCAAACCAGCACAUGAAGGCAUGAUCCGCAGGUCCUCCUGCAAGUCCUCCUACGACCUGCAGUCCCCCCCCAACAAGAGGGAGAAGAACAGUGCCGUGGCUGCCCAGGCUGAGCAGCGCCGCAGCUGCCACGUGCUGUACGACCGGAGCGACGGGCUGGUGCUGGACGGCUGGGAGAGGUACACGGAGCUCGGCAAGAGGGGCCAGAACACCAUGCCAGCCCUGUCCAGGGUCCCCUCCUCUGCAGACCAGAACUACAUCAUCUUAGCUCCUGUGAACCCAGGGAGCCAGCUGCUGAGGCCUGUGUACCAAGAGGACAACACUACUGGGGGGAAUGCCUCUAAAGGGAAGUCCCACACAGGCUCUGGGAGGAAAUCCAGGCUGAUGAAGACUGUGCAGAACAUGAAGAACUAUGCGAACUACCAGAACUGCACCAUAGUGAGGCCACACAUCCCCCACUCCUAUGGCACAUAUGUGACAUUGGCUCCCAAAGUGCUGGUCUUCCCCAUCUUUGUGCAGCCACUAGAUCUCUGCAACCCAGCACGAACUCUGCUUCUGUCAGAGGAGCUGCUGCUUCAUGAGAGCAGGAGCAGGACCAUAGAGGUGACUCUCUUUGUCUACUCUGACCUGCUGCUCUUCACCAAGGAGGAUGAGCCAGGGCACUGCAACGUGCUGAGGAACCCUCUGUACCUGCACAGUGUCAAGCUCCAGGAGGGUGAGUGUUCAGAAGAUCGGAAGUUCUGCCUCCUUUACCUUGCAGAGAAGUCAGAGUGCUUAUUAAGUUUGGAGGCUUACUCCCAGGAGCAGAAGAAGAGGAUCUGCUGGUGUCUGGCUGAGAACAUCACCAAGCAGCAACAUCCGGCAGCAGCUCCUACGGACAGCAAGAUGCUGGAGACAGACGCUGAGAAACCAGGCCAGAUGCACUCGGAGGACGGGAAGGCAACAGCGGGUGAUGCUCCUCCAGCUGCUGAGGCACCAGCCCCAGCCAAGGCCUGGGAUGCUCUGGGAGCCACCCAAGGUCCUCUCCUGGAGGAAAAGCAGCCAGUGGCCACCACAAAGGGAGAGGAGCAGCCCAGCUCUCUGUCAACCUUCGUCAUCCCCGAGCUGCGGCUCGACAGCACCUUCAGCCAGAGCGCGGCAGGUGGGGCAGGCAGCACCACGGAUGGAGAGGACGAGGAUGAAGAGGAAGAUGAGGAUGAGGAGGAUGAGGACAGUGAUGAGCAGUACUUGGAGAGGAAUGAGAUGAAGCGCAGCAGCAUGAUCGAGACCUCUGGCUGUCAGCCCGUGUACACGCUGAGCGUGCAGAGCUCCCUGCGGCGCCGCACGCACAGCGAGGGCAGCCUGCUGCAGGAGGCCAAGAGCCACUGCUUCACCUCUGACACCACCCUCAACUGCUUGGACAACCACGACACCACGGGCCACUGGGCCCUGCCUUCCCCCAGGACCCUCAAGAAAGAGCUUAUCAAAAAUGGAGGCUCCAUCCAUCAGCUCACGCUGCUGUUCUCGGGCCACAGGAAG